Messenger RNA from Vicia faba (fava bean), 558 nucleotides. Lineage: Eukaryota; Viridiplantae; Streptophyta; Magnoliopsida; Fabales; Fabaceae. The record is from the annotation of a GenBank genome assembly.
AUGAAGGACAUUAUAGUUCUUUAUCCUGUUCUAGGUAGUGGACACUUAAUGUCUAUCGUUAAAUUAGGCAAACUCAUAGUAACUCAGCACCCUUCAUUUUCCAUCACAAUUCUCAUUCUUACACCAUCCAAUAAAAACACAAACAACAAAGACACCACUCUUUCUCCCCAAAAACACUACAUAGCAUCAGUUUCAGCCACAUUUCCUUCAAUCAAUUUUCAUUAUAUUCCUCCAAUUUCACUCCCUACAACACUUCUAACACAUCUUAUUACGUUUGAAAUCCCUCCACAAAGCUACCAUCAUAUUGACAACAUUCUUCAAUUCAUUUCCAAAAUCACAAACCUCAAAGUUGUUAUAUUAGAUUUCUUCACCUACAGUGCCUAUCAAAUAGCCACAAAACUUGAAAUUUCCACUUACUUUUACUAUACUUCAUGUGCAAUUGCAUUAGCCACUUUCCUCUAUUUGCCAACACUUCACCAAAACGCUAAAGAAACAAAUUCAGGAUCUUCACAUGCCACUUCGAAUUCCCGGUUUGCCAAAGAAUCUUACAACAUAUGA